Molecule: messenger RNA, 2176 nt
Organism: Mercurialis annua (annual mercury)
Lineage: Eukaryota; Viridiplantae; Streptophyta; Magnoliopsida; Malpighiales; Euphorbiaceae
Product: CDPK-related kinase 6
Exons: 11
Coding region: 154-1917 (587 amino acids)
Biological process (GO): peptidyl-serine phosphorylation; intracellular signal transduction; protein autophosphorylation
Cellular component (GO): nucleus; cytoplasm
Molecular function (GO): calcium ion binding; calcium-dependent protein serine/threonine kinase activity; ATP binding
Source: RefSeq, a predicted model, not a curated record
UUCCAUUUUUGUUCUUCUUUUACUUAUACUACUCUUGCUUCCAUUUUUAUUUAUUCUUAUUUAUUUCAUUAUUAAUCAUUAAACUGAAAUUUUUCUUUAUUCUCUUACCGUCCGAUGAUCUGACUUUUCUUGUGACUAAAGAAUAAUCCGACGAUGGGCCAUUGCUGCAGCAAAAACGUACCCGCGGUCAGAAACGACGAAACUUCCCCCACUACAGCCACCGCCGCUACCGGAAACCACUUCACACCGUCGUCAACAGCUUACACACCGCCUUCAUCCAAUGAUUUUAACUCGUUCGCCGCCAGUCCGUUCCAGAGUCCACUUCCAGCUGGAGUCCGGCCGUCUCCUUCUCCUGCGCGUACUCCAGGGAGGAAAUUUAAGUGGCCGUUGCCGCCUCCGUCUCCGGCUAAACCGAUCAUGGCGAUCAUGAGGCGGAGAGGACAAGGUAAGUCGCAUAAGGAGGUUCCGAUACCGGAGGACGGAGAAGGAGCUGCAGCGGCGGCGGCUGCGGCGGAAGGGGAGCUUGAUAAGAGCUUUGGAUAUGCUAAGAAUUUUCCGGUGAGAUUUGAGUUAGGUAAGGAGGUUGGGCGAGGGCAUUUUGGUCAUACUUGUUGGGCUAAGGGUAAAAAAGGAGAGCUUAGAGGACAGAAUGUAGCUGUUAAGAUCAUUUCUAAAGCCAAGAUGACAACAGCAAUAUCCAUCGAAGAUGUUCGUCGGGAAGUAAAAUUAAUGAAAGCCUUAUCGGGACAUAAGCAUAUGAUCAAAUUUCAUGAUGCUUUUGAGGAUGCCAAUAACGUCUACAUUGUAAUGGAAUUAUGUGAAGGUGGAGAACUACUAGACAGAAUUUUAUCGAGAGGUGGAAGAUAUACCGAGGAAGAUGCUAAAACUAUCAUUUUGCAAAUCCUGAGUGUAGUGGCCUUUUGUCAUCUCCAAGGCGUUGUGCACCGUGAUCUUAAGCCAGAGAAUUUUCUUUUUACAACAAGAGAUGAGGAUGCUCCACUGAAGAUUAUUGAUUUUGGUUUGUCAGAUUAUAUUAGACCAGAUCAACGUCUCAAUGAUAUUGUUGGUAGUGCAUAUUAUGUUGCACCUGAAGUACUACAUAGAUCAUACAGUGUCGAAGCUGACAUGUGGAGUAUCGGUGUCAUAGCAUACAUAUUGUUAUGUGGAAGUAGACCUUUCUGGGCUAGGACUGAAUCAGGAAUUUUUCGAUCUGUGUUAAGAGCUGAUCCUAAUCUUGAUGACUCACCUUGGCCUGCGGUAUCUCGGGAAGCCAAAGAUUUCGUGAAAAGGCUUUUGAACAAGGACCAUAGGAAAAGAAUGUCAGCUGCCCAAGCUCUAACUCAUCCAUGGUUACGAGAUGAAAACCGGCCUGUGCCUUUGGAUAUUUUUAUCUACAAGUUGGUAAAGUCAUAUGUCCGAACUACACCAUUCAAACGCGCAGCACUCCAGGCUCUUUCUAAAGCUAUCCCAGAAGAUGAGCUUUUUUACCUUAAGGCUCAGUUUAAGCUGUUGGAACCAAAAGAUGGAGCUCUGUCCCUUAGUAACUUUAAAGCGGCAUUAAUGAGCAAUGUUACUGAUGCCAUGAAGGAUUCCAGAGUUCUUGACAUUUUUAAUAUGAUGGAACCACUUUCUUAUAAAAAGAUGUGGUUCGAGGAGUUCUGUGCGGCUGCAAUCAGUGUACAUCAGCUUGAGACUCUCGACGAUUGGGAGGAUAUUGCGAAGAAGGCUUUCGAGUACUUUGAACGAGAUGGAAACAGAGUUAUUUCUGUUCAGGAACUGGCUACGGAAAUGAAUUUGGGCCCUACAGCACAUUCUAUAGUCAAUGACUGGAUAAGAAUUACCGACGGGAAACUGAGCUUUCUCGGCUACACCAAAUUUCUUCACGGUGUAACAAUUCGUAACACAAGACCUCGAUAGCAUAGCCGGAGAUCGAGAUUGUUUGACAAUUUUUUUGAUUCUUAAUAUUCUGAUUCUUGCCAAGCAGUGUAGAAUAAUUACAUUGUCAAGAGUUUGAUAUUCUAUACCCAUAUUUAUAAUUAUGACCUUUCAUUUUUGGUGUCAAAAUGUCUGCAAAUUCUUUAGGCACAUUUUGAGACCUUUGUAAAGAUGAAUCUGAAUGCAGUACAUGUUCAAAUAUUUAAUACAAAGUGAGCUUCUUAUCUUAUUUUAUUACAAA